Molecule: messenger RNA, 321 nt
Organism: Suillus plorans
Lineage: Eukaryota; Fungi; Basidiomycota; Agaricomycetes; Boletales; Suillaceae
Exons: 1
Source: RefSeq, a predicted model, not a curated record
AUGAACACUAUUAGUGCGAGUACUGGGUUCUCUCCUUUCCAGCUGCACCUUGGCCGUUCUCCACGAAUGCUGCCGCUCUUAUUGCCAGCUCUCACAACUAGUGACACGGAGGAAGGACGUGCACGCCUGCUACUCUCGCAACUUAGACACGACGUGAUGGAAGCGCAAGACAACUUACUCGCAGCAAAGGCCGCACAAGCAGCCAAUGUCAACAAAGGCCGUGCACCAGCACUCGUGCUACAAACCGGAGAUCGCGUGAUGCUCGCCACCAAGCACCGCCGACGUGAAUAUAUGCAGAAGGGCGACAAACGUGUCGCGAAG